Molecule: messenger RNA, 411 nt
Organism: Paracoccidioides lutzii Pb01
Exons: 2
Coding region: 1-411 (136 amino acids)
Source: RefSeq, a predicted model, not a curated record
AUGCUCAGACAGCCCCACCCGCUGUGGAAAGCUCUGCUGGGGCAAGCUGGCAGCUUACUCUCUGCAGAGCUGGCCUCAGUCCCUCGAGCACCGCAACGGGAUCUAGAUCCAGCACUCAGUGUCUUUGAGAAAGGCUCACCCUAUCCCAAGGCACUACUGCACUAUGGCAAGCUCUCAGCUGCACAGUCGAGGAAACCCUCUGACAGGCGUCCUCCAGCCAUCCCUGCAGUAGGCCAGUCAUACAAGAGACAUGUUCAACAAGCCUCUCAUCCCACACACAAAGGAACUGAAGACCGACAGGUUAUGAUCAGGCUUUCAGCAACUCAUCCAGCCCGGGACCCAGACCCUCAGGCCAUUUAUGAGUGGAUGCAGGCUCUCAUCCCAGACUCAACCUGGAUCACUGAUCCCUAA